AUGAAGUUCGCCCAAGAACUCGCAACUAAACUCACCUCUGAGUGGAGAUCGGAAUAUGUCGACUACGUCAAGCUCAAGGAAAUAAUCACGAGACUGAAUGAUGGCAAAGAGAACGAAGUCAAGUUCAGAAUCAUGAAGUCGAUGAUUUCGACGGACUUUAUUCAGAGAGAAAAAAUGAAGCUUUCGGAGCAGUUUUUUGACGAACAGGAAAAAGAAGAGACGAAAGUCAACUUAUUUUUUAAUGAAAAAAUUAGUUAUGCAAAUAGACAUCUAGCGGAUAUCAGCAGAAAUGUCGAGGAGAUACAGAUGCACGCAAAGAAGGAACAGAAACGACUGAAAGAAGCAAUAUGCGAAUUUUAUUUAUUCGUCAAAAAACUACAGGCAUAUCAAGAACUCAACUUCACCGCCUUCCGAAAAAUCAACAAGAAGCACGACAAAAUCAUGGAAAGCGAAGAUGGAGCUAUUUUUAUGAAUAUAAUCAAGAACUCCAGAUUUAAUAUUCGAUCCCUGACACUGAAUAUUGUCAGAGAGCUAGAGUCACUAAUGACGACCUUGGAAGAUGGAGACACUAAAAAGGCCAUGAACAGACUUCGAGUACCGCCAAUAACAGACAUUGUCGAAGGAAAGACAAAUCAUUAUCUUCUGAUAUUCGGAGUUCUUUUUGGCACUUGUCUGAUGUUCCUACUUGCGAUUAUCGGCAUUUUCUACUUGAAUAAUGCUGAAUUCGACGUCGACAAGAACCUAGCCACGACCAUCGUACUCUUUCGUCCGACACUACUUAUUGCGCUGUUCAUUAUUUUCUUCUCGCUUAACAUGUAUGGAUGGGCCCGUGCUGGGGUCAACAAUAUCCUCAUUUUCGAAAUCAAUCCGCGUGAUCGUCUCACUGCCGUCCAAAUGGGCUGUGUUGGCACUGGCCUCCUCCUCCUCUGGCUCAUUUUUCUCUGGAUUUACCUCGUCCUUUCCUCCAACAUCAUCGCAAUUUCUUACCGACCUUACGUCAACUACAUCCCGAUAACGCUUGACAUCCUCUUCAUUCUGUUCGCGUUCUUCCCUUCGAAAGGCACCGAACUUUGGACGACACAAAAAUUCUUUUGGAAACUUUUAAUUCGUGAACUCAAAGCUGGCUUCAUCCCUGUUGCAUUCGUCGAUUUCUGGUUUGCGGAUCAACUCAACUCCCUAGGUCAAGUCUUCCUUGAUUUCGAGCAGACUUUAUGUCUUAUUUCUACGAAUAAGAUUCCUUUAAAUUUCAUUCCAACUCCAUCAGUCGUCAAUGAAUCAGCGAUCAGAAUCGACAGUGAUGACAUAAACGACCCCGCUAGUUUCGUCAAUACAACUUUGCAGCCUCGUUCUGAAGCAGAAAGUGUAAUCGAAGUCUGUUCACCCAGCAGCAUCGACUACGGUUUCCGCUUCAUCUUCUGGGUCUUACCAGCCUACAUCCGUUUCGCCCAAUGCAUUCGUCGAGCCAUUGACAGUCCCAAGCGUCGCGCUCAUCAUCUCCAAAACGCUGCCAAGUAUUCAACCUCUUUCCUAAAAGUUGCCCUUGCUUAUGCAUACGCAUACAGUGGUAAAAGCAGCAGUUCGUUUGCUUUUUGGAUCCUAGCGAAUAUCAUUGCUUCGGUUUUUACGCUCUUUUGGGAUUUGCGUAUGGAUUGGGGCCUGUUAAACUUCCAAAAGAAACAGAUUCUCCGGGACGAACUUAUCUACGGCCACGGAGAGACAAAUUGGAUCUACUACGUGGCAAUAAUUCAAGACGCUGUUCUCCGAUUUGCCUGGAUCGCGAAAUAUUUCCUUGGCACAAGCAUAAUUAGCAGCACUUUAAGCAGCUCCCAAUUAGCACAAGUGUGGCAGUCCUUGUUCGCGUUUAUCGAGCUAAUAAGGAGAUUCAUCUGGAACUUCUUCCGGCUGGAAAACGAGCACCUCAACAAUUGUGGUGAAUUCAGAGCGGUGCGGGAGAUUUCACUUAUUGUCAUCAACGAAGACGAAAUCGUCAGUCUGGAGAACCUAAUGGAUUCUCGAGAGCCAAGUCACUUCCACAAGCUCAAAAGUCAUUGA
Messenger RNA from Oikopleura dioica, 2052 nucleotides. NCBI's taxonomy places the organism in Eukaryota, Metazoa, Chordata, Appendicularia, Copelata, Oikopleuridae. The record is from the annotation of a GenBank genome assembly.